AUGUUCGAGUUCUGGGAUUGGGUCGGUGGCCGUUACUCGCUCUGGUCUGCGAUCGGGCUCAGCAUCGCACUCCACAUCGGCUUCAAGAAUUUCGAGAAACUGCUCGAAGGCGCCUACCUGGCCGACAAGCAUUUCCAGGCGACACCUCUGGCUGAAAAUAUCCCUGUGCUCAUGGCCCUGCUUGGUGUGCUCUACAAUAACGUCUACAACGCUGAGACGCAUGCUCUCCUUCCCUACGAUCAAUACCUACACCGCUUCGCCGCCUACUUCCAGCAGGGUGACAUGGAAAGCAACGGCAAAUUUGUGACCAGGUCCGGAGCUCGCGUCGAUUACAGCACGGGUCCGAUCGUCUGGGGCGAGCCGGGCACCAACGGACAGCACGCCUUCUACCAACUUAUCCAUCAGGGCACUCGACUGAUCCCGUGCGACUUCAUUGCCCCUGUGAAGACUCUGAAUCCAAUCCGCGACGGGUUGCACCACAAUAUCCUGUUGGCGAAUUUCCUGGCCCAGACUGAAGCUUUGAUGACGGGAAAAUCCGCAGAACAGGCCGAGAGCGAAUUGCGUGCCGCAGGGAUGAACGACGAGAAGAUUGCCAAGAUUCGUCCCCACAAGGUCUUUGAAGGCAACCGUCCGACCACGUCGAUUAUGCUGCCCAUCGUUUCGCCAUUCACCCUAGGCGCUCUCAUCGCUCUCUACGAGCACAAGAUCCACGUUCAAGGUGUCAUCUGGGAUAUCAACAGCUACGACCAAUGGGGAGUUGAGCUGGGCAAGCAGCUAGCAAAAGUCAUCGAGCCGGAACUGAGCAGCCCAACCGUCAUUUCAACCCACGAUGGCAGCACCAAUGGGCUCAUCAAUUUCAUCAAAGUGAACCGAGCC
Mesorhabditis spiculigera is the source of this 876-nucleotide messenger RNA. The record is from the annotation of a GenBank genome assembly. NCBI's taxonomy places the organism in Eukaryota, Metazoa, Nematoda, Chromadorea, Rhabditida, Rhabditidae.